CGGACAGGGAGGAUCGGAGGGAGGACGAGCCAUGGGCAGAGAGGCGGGAGCCCACCACCAGGCUGCUCCCGGCCAUGGCGAGAUGGAGGCGGCCCACGAGCACGAGCACGGCCACAGGAAGCGGCGGGUGCCGCGGAUCUGGGAGCGGCAGCGGCGCAAGAGCACCGGCCUGGUGUGGGCGAUGGUGAUCCUGUGCACGCUGCUGGCCAUCGGCGUCAUCGUCGCCGGCGCCACGGUGUUCGCUGUCUACCUGCUGUACAAGCCCAAGAUGCCGUACCUGCUGGUCUCUGACGCGCGGCUGGAGCGCCUCGAGUACGGGCAGUCGGGCACCAUCCUGGACCUGCAGCUGGCGCUCACCAUCCAGGCCGAGAACACCAACUCCAAGACCGACGCCACCUUCUCCGGGGUCAACCUCGUCGUCGGCUUCCACGGCGCCGACGUCGCCCUGCUGCGGGCCGGGACUUUCUCCGUCGCGCGCCGCAGCGCCGUGCCGCUGCGGUACCAGGUGGUGUCGGUGGGGCGGCAGCUCAGCCCCGACGGGAUGCAGUACAUGGACGGCGCGCUCCGGGCCGGCGUCGUGCCGCUCGACCUCUUCGGCAAGGCGCGCACCACCUGGAAGGUGGGCAUCUUCGCCUCGCUCCAGUUCUGGACGCGCAUCUCCUGCCGCUUCCUCUUCAACUACCCCGGCAACGGCACCGCCAUGCCCAUCGACUGCCGCUCCAAGUCGCCGUAGCAGCGCCACCAUUCAUCAUUUCUUCGUUCAUUCCACAGCAACAAUUGGCAGAUCAAUGCGCCACACUUGUACAGGCGAAUAAUGCUGGUACAUAAAAUCCGCAGUGCAGGAACACACACACACACACAUUUGUAAUCUGUAAUUCAUUUUCUUCUUCCCAGUUAUUGUUGAAUUAGUGCAGUUCAGAGAGAUGAAGUUAUGAAUUGUGAUGAUACCAAUUCUUUGGUAAAAAAGGAGAAACAGGCUUCAAAAUAAUGUAAUUUCGUGAGCGUCACUGUAAUAAUCCAGUUAAUGAGGAGUCAAGUUUGACCUUG
Molecule: messenger RNA, 1047 nt
Organism: Panicum hallii
Lineage: Eukaryota; Viridiplantae; Streptophyta; Magnoliopsida; Poales; Poaceae
Exons: 1
Coding region: 32-733 (233 amino acids)
Cellular component (GO): plasma membrane
Source: RefSeq, a predicted model, not a curated record